Molecule: messenger RNA, 2001 nt
Organism: Xylaria bambusicola
Lineage: Eukaryota; Fungi; Ascomycota; Sordariomycetes; Xylariales; Xylariaceae
Exons: 4
Coding region: 466-1752 (428 amino acids)
Biological process (GO): regulation of transcription by RNA polymerase II
Molecular function (GO): DNA-binding transcription activator activity, RNA polymerase II-specific; zinc ion binding
Source: RefSeq, a predicted model, not a curated record
UACCCAAGUCCCGAUCCUUUGAAAUUACACGUACUUGUGAGCGAGAGAGAUACCUAGGUACUGCCUAGGUACUUGACAUGCCUACAGGAGAUAGAAAAGAGCCGCCAAGGAAUGGAGAAGAAUGGCCAGUCCUGGCCAGUCGUAAGAUCCUCCUGGCCUUACAGGCUGACGUAAGAACGAGUACAGAAUCGUUACAGAAUCGGUACUAAUUGCUACUAAAGCGUUCAUGGGCCAAUAAUCUAAUGCCUGCUACCUCCUAAAGGACAAGCCGAGCAGCCACAUCGUGGUUCCCUACUCAGCCUCUGUGUCGGUUGUACUAGCGAUGAUUCAAGCCAGAAAGGGGCGUUGCUGACAUGGGUACAAAAGCCGAUAAGCUCUCAAUUCGCUGGCUUACUUAAAGUAGCACUGAACGUCCGACCUUUCGAUAUAGGACGUUUUCUAAAGACCACGCCAAUUGAUUUUUCAAUGGCAACAACGAUGCAACAGAGAAGAUCGCACAAGAAGUCGCGACGUGGAUGUUUGAAUUGCAAAAAGUGGCACACCAAGUGUGAUGAAUCAGGUCCGCCUUGUAACAAUUGCCUUCUGCGGAAAGCAAACUGCGAAUAUGCCUGGCAGAAAGGUCUGGUGCAGGCCAGAAAGUCUCCGUCCAGCCAAACUUCGGACGACGGCAGUCUGAGCGAGCCGUGCGGCCUUGUCAUGAAGGAAAGCCGGAGGAUGCUGGAACUCGAAUUGAUGCAUUUUUGGUCAACCGAGACCUACAAAGGCCUCUGCAGUGUGCCCGAGGACCACCAUUACAUGCAAUUCGUCGUGCCACAAGAAGCUCUGCGCUAUGAUUUCCUGCUGAAUGGCAUAUUCGUGGCGGCUGCCCUCCAAAGGUCUACGAUGGUACAGGAGCCAGAAGCGAGAGGUUAUUACAAUAUUGCGAUGGAGCUCUACGACAGAGCGAGCAAGUCGUUUCGAAUACAUCUAGACAGAAUGGACCCAACGACACAUCAUGUGCUUUACAUAUACUCUAGUAUGACGGCCUUCAUCAAUAUCGCAUUUUCUCAAUGCAAUUAUAUGGAGGGUAACGAGCUCAAUACUUUAUCCACGGUGGCCGUGGCUUUCGACCUUCUAAACGGCAGCGUCAAUAUUGCAAAGACGGAUUUUCAAGGGCUCCUCGAUAGUCCUGUUCCCUUGCGUGCAUAUCUGAACUACGGCCUCGCGUCAGCCGUUGCCUUGCACCCAGACACGCGGACGGCGCUCGCUCGUCUUGAUAAUCUGAAUGAACAGUACCAUAGUUCCCGCCAUCAUCGACUUACGCCCCUGGCGAGCGACGAGAUGAGCGUCGCGACCACCCCAGCCAGCGAUACGCUCUCAACGGCUUCCACGACUUCCGCAACAUCCAAUACGCCGUGGAAGGUUGCCGUUGCGUUACUCCAGCACUGUUUCGCGGAAGAGCAGCGGGCCAUUUUACGCGGUUUUUGCUUCGUGUUCCCGGGCGGCGCGGGCCCGGACUUCACGGCGGCCGUCAAGGUCUCUGACCCCAUGGCUCUGCUCAUCCUCAUGCACUGGGCUGUACUGAUCGAGCGCGCUGGCAACGAUUUCUGGUGGGCCAGAGGCUUGGGGAAGCGGCUGACCAUCGGCACCUGGAAAGCGAUGCAGCUGUGCCCGCCCAGAUCUCCCUCUCCAGCUCUCUUGACUCCCCAGUGGGGGGAGAGCAUCUCUUGGGUUUGCGGGCAAUUGGGGUUACCGGAGUUUGUGCAUACAUAGAUUUGGACAUUGGAGGUACGGAUUGGUCCUUCAAUUAGGAGUCGUGCAGCUUGGCGUUCAGGUUGACAUUGAUUCCAUGAGAUACACAUACAUAUACCCGAGUCACUGUAGACUCACUACUACAGAAUGGCUCUGGAUAGAGCGUCUAGAUCGUUCUUGGGUUAUAAUCGGAAAAUUCGAAUCAGUUCGUUUGUCGUAAUCUUAAGAUACUAUCGCAUGUUCGGGUUCCUGGCCAAACACUUUCCCCCU